Molecule: messenger RNA, 1338 nt
Organism: Aureobasidium melanogenum CBS 110374
Lineage: Eukaryota; Fungi; Ascomycota; Dothideomycetes; Dothideales; Saccotheciaceae
Exons: 3
Coding region: 1-1338 (445 amino acids)
Source: RefSeq, a predicted model, not a curated record
AUGACGACAUCAUCCAUAGUGCGAGAGAGGCCUUGGAGAUUGGACAGGAAGGCUGUCUUGAUCCAUGCCCCGGAUCUCGACAAUGUUGGCUGUCUAGCUCAUGUGAAUGUAAGCUAUGACCAGACGCAGGGGGAAGGAUACAUUACCAUCAAAAUCCAUCUCAAACUCGCCGGGAUCACUGACGACUAUCGAACAAUCCAUUUGAACAUACUCCCUAGAGCGAUUACGACAUGUUCGGUGAUUCCAUCUAGCUUCAAGAACAUGCUACCGAACAAGCUAUUGGCUAAGCUCCAGGGAGUGAAAGAAGUAUCUGCUGUCACCACGUUAUCACUACAGCUCAAGGAGCCCAGCGUUGUUCUCGUGCCACCCGGACUAACGUAUCCCAUCAGCCCUGCCGAAUCGGGUGAUGGCGACUUCUAUGCCAUCUCGCGGAUCAGCCAGGCAACAAGCAUUCGUCUUCAUUAUUGCAAACAGGACUUUCCAAAGAGCGACCAGCUUCGACUCCGAACAUUUGCCUGCGCGUUAACCAACAAUGCGUUAAAACCCCCAUGUAUAAACUACACCCACUUCAAUGGAGGGUUGGGCGCACAGGAGAGAAACUGGACUGUAUUCGGCCAGUUGCCCCCACUACCCACCUACAAUCAAGUCGUCUUGCCUGAGGCCGCUCUUCGAAAGCGUUCACGAGGUGAGGUCUGCUCUUCCUUCGAAGUCGAUAUGCCGACUGAGGUAGAUGACCCUGAUGGUGCUAGCAGUCAUCCGGUAAUCAAAACGCCUCCCAAGGUGAGACAAUCUACCCAAGACGUGGCCCACUUCGGGAGCGACGUUUACGACACCCAAACAACGUCAACUAUGUGCUCACCGGCUAUGUCCGCCAAGAGUCGUCACUCCUGGGAAAUGUCGCCCUCGAACAUUGUACCGACGGUCUUUCGCAGAGGGCGCUGCGAACCCGAACCCAUCGCCGAACCUCCCCGAUACCAGAAAAAACGACCAAAACUCGACUUAUCUCUGAAGGACAUGCCUAGCAAAGACGGCAAUGCUCCGGUUGAUGGAAACACCGUUCGUGAGAUCAUACAAGAUGUUGUAGAUAAAGAGAAGCAGGCAAUCCUGGACGAACAUCAAGAGAUGUGUGAUGAGGCUGAGAUUCGGGUUGCGGAAGCAAUCGAUGAUGGUAGACUGACGAUCAUCGGCAAGACAGAUGAGUGCUGUGAUGAGAUCGACGAACAUGGCCAGAAGGUUCAAGAAGCCUAUCCAGGUUUCGCAAACGUCUUUAUAGCGGUCAAUCAUGAGCUACGAAAAGAAUUGGUUGCCGCCUGGACCAAGCGCAGGACAGGAAUUUAG